Messenger RNA from Paramecium sonneborni, 219 nucleotides. The record is from the annotation of a GenBank genome assembly. NCBI's taxonomy places the organism in Eukaryota, Ciliophora, Oligohymenophorea, Peniculida, Parameciidae.
AUGUUGGAUGACUAUUACAGGUGCUUUAGGCAUUAAAUUAGGAGUAGCACCAUAAGGUAGCUGGUACUUGAAAAACAGAAUCAUGUAAAGAUUUUAGCCAAAACUUUGGGAAGAUAUUGUAUAGUAUUUAAUUGUUCCAAAUAAAUUACUCUUAAUAUGAUGGAAAAAUUAUUUGCAGGAUAACAUAUUGUGGAGAUGAAUUUAAUAUAUUUUUAUUGA